UCGGGGGUGGGCUGCCCGGCGCUGAGCCGCUGCCCGGAGCCACCGGCGGGCCUUCCGCUGCGCGCCGCCUUCCUUCCGAGCCUUCACCGUGUGGCUUCGGUUAGCCACGCGCGCCUCCUGCUCCUACGAGCUGUCCUCGAGAGGCGCCACCACUUCCAGCCGUGCUGAAAGGCCGGAUACGGGCCUGGGCCUAAGCGCGUUGGCAAAGAGGGCGCAAGAGACAGCAGGCUCUGCUCGAGGUCUUGAGGGCUGGGGGUUGCGGCGGCUUUCCAGCCGGUAGGCCUCGUUGUGUAGGUUGAUGGCUUCACAGGGUGUCAGCGGAGCACUGGCCCAGCUGGAAGUUCCAAAAUGGCCUCAUUCACAUGACUGGCAGUUGGUGCCGGCUGGGGCUGGGGCAGAAUGGAUCACAGGUCAGAAGCCUUGAUCUUCUCCACGUGGACCUCGCUACAAAAGCCCCUCACACACUGGAGGGUAUAUUCCAGGAAGGAGCAUUUCAAGAACAAGAAUCACCAUGCCUCUGCUACCGUGACCAGGAAAGAAGUCACCACCACUGCUUCAGGAAGCUGCUGAGCCAGGAAGCUGGUGUGACCAGGAAACCAGUCUGCCAUGACCCGCACCAGCAAAACUGAUGCCUCACCUGCUGCCUUUCUUGGUUCCAGGUUCAAACCUAUAGAAUCAAUGCUUGAUUUGGCUACCCAGAAAAAGAAUUAAGAUACGAUAUGAAGAAGAACUUCCAAUAUCAACAUCCUCAGAAAGAGCUGCUCCAGAGCAUGGCCACCAACAAACUUCAUCACUGGAAUGAAGCUUCCUGGAUAGUGAAGUUUCUACUUCUAAUUUUGGUGAUAACAUUCAUACAUGCACACACUGCACAAGCUUGCACUAUUACAGCUAGUGUGAGCAGUCCUCCAUAUUUAGGCCGAGGAGUAGUCCUUCAGUGUGUAUCCACCUGUUCUACUCCUGUAAGUCCUAUAGUAUGGAAAAAAGAUAGCAAAGAGAUAUAUAGACAAAAGUAUGGAGGAAAGCUUGGAUGGAAUAAUGCAACUGAUCAGUCUAAAAGAGAUAAUACUCGCUAUGAUAUUUAUAAAACAGUUUUGACCAGAAAUGAUAUUGGCAAUUAUUCUUAUGAGAAAUAUCAAAAAAGAUCUCCUGAUAUAUUAUAUAAAAGUAGUUAUGUCUACUUAGACAUAUCACUCUCUCCAGAGCGAGAAUUUUCUUCACCUAAUAUGUGGCUACAACUUGCAAGUCGAAGACUGAACAAGUCAUCUUUUUGUGUAGCAAGAGAUUCCUCUAUUAGUGGAUUAUUAAAGGAAAAUUUAAUAGGUAUAGGACUCCCUUUUUCUGUUUUCACUAAUAUCUCAGGAAUAAACAUUACUCACUCUCCUAAAGUUCUUACUUGUGAACUUCAAUUGAACUUACCUGUCAGUACUACUAUAGUUUCUGAAUGUAUAUGCAUUAAUUGCACUCAUAUUCCUUCUUACUGUAAUUCUACUAUUCGUGUAAAAUGGCCUUUUGGAUAUAGACUUCCAAAUGGCUGGGUAUUUUUAUGCAAUAACAAAACAUAUCAAGCCUUUUCUUCACAUUAUCAAGGUGUUUGUGGAGUAAGACGUAUUCUUCCUGCUCUUAUAGACCAUCCUGGAUAUAAGCACAGACAGAUUUCUCGAGCCCUGUCACCUGAUUGCGAUGACAACUUGAAGUUGUUGGAUCCUAUUGUUGUAGCUGUCGCUGCUGCACUCAUCUUACCAGUUCCAGGACUCGUUGUAGGAAUGCAGAAUGAAAUAUCCAAGAUGGCCUGUGCAUACAGUAAAACAACAAAUCUGACUGCUUCUGUUUUAUCUGAACUCAACCAAGAACUGGGAGAAGUACGAGUUGCAGUACUUCAAGACCGCGCUACUAUAGACUCUUAUCUAUUGUUAAAAGAACAUAUGGGAUGUGAACAGUUUCCAGGCAUGUGUUGUUUUAAUUUGUCUGACUUUUCUCAAACUAUUCACAAUCAUAUAGACAAUAUUCAUCAUAUUAUUGAUAAGUUUUCUCAAAUGCCUGAAUUACCUAAAUGGUUUUCUUGGUUUCACUGGAUAUGGCCAGUAAUUGUAGGCCUGUUUCUUUUGUGUAUUUGCCUUCCAGUCUUGAUAGCCUGGAUGCGUCAUAUAGUCACCAGUUUGUUGAAACCAAUGCAUGCUUAUGCUACUUUCCUGGAAGUGAUGUCUAAAAAAUGAUUGUUCUUUGUUUGCAUUGUUACUCAUGAAAGUCCGUGCACUAAGUCUUUGUAUUUUGUGAUUUCUAUGAUUAAGGCUGGACAUAAGAGUGAGAGUAUGAAAACAAACAUCAGUCUACUCCUAAUGCCUCCUUUUUCCACACGUUCUCUCCCUGUGUGGCCCCAGGAGAUGGCUGGUUAGCCAGAGACGGGUAAGAUUCCUCAUGGGAGGAACAACCUAAGACAGGCACAGUCAUAAAGGGUCAACAGGUGAGGAGGUGGGGGCCAACUGAGGCGAGGCUUAGAACCUCGUCCCCCCAUUUACAUGAGGCAUUCUCUGCUGCUUUUGUCCAGCUAAGUUGAUAUUUAAAAAAUUAAGAACGGAUCUUUCGCUUGAGUUACAACAAUCAUUAUCUUGAAGCCUUUUAAAAACAAAAAGGGGGAAAUGUGGGAAUUAUAUGGAAUUAUAUUAUAAAGUAUGAAAAUCAUAUGUAUAAGCACUUUUGCCUUGAUGGUUUGUUUAUGGUUCAUGAUUGUAGUCAAGACAGAAACAGUAGCCAAGACAGAAAGAGUUUCUGUGUUCGUUCACCAUAAGGAUUUGUUCGUUAUCCUUCAGAAAGUGAAACUGUUGAGAGUUGAACUUAAUUAAUGAUUGUGCAUGGAAACCCCAAUAUUAUUGUUAACAACCAUUUUAUCAAUAAAUAUGAGAGAUGCCUUUUUGGCACCACUCUUGUGGGGUCACGCCUUGAGUCCCCUGGCUGAUCCUUAAGAUCUUCGACGAACAAUUGCAUCUCUUCCCUCAUCUGCGGGUCAGAGACAGGGAAGGGACCCGACAUACCUCCCUGCUUGAAAUUUGGCAUUCAAGAUCCUUGCCUAAAUGUCAACCCUCAUCUCAGGCUAUUCCCUGCCAUGCGCAGGACACUCUCACAGAACAACUUUUAGAUCCCUCCAAAGUCCAGGCUUAUCCAUGCCUGUGGGUAUACAACUCUCUACCUGAACUGCCUUUCCUUGGCUCAUCUAGCUCAAGGUACCCUUGAAAAUAUCACCUUCUCCCUUAAGUAUUUCCCCAAUAUUGAAAUAAUGACUCUUGUCUCUGUGCUAAAAUCUACAAAUGUCUAAAGUAGAAUAGAAUGGCCAUUUAUCGAUUUAGUACAGUGUUGGCAAACUAGUGUGUGUCAGAAUUACCCAGAAGGCUUGUUGAACAUGGACUGCUGAUCUCAGAGUUUCUGACUCUGAUCUGGGGCAGUGUCAGAGGAAGUAAUGGAGAGGUUGUUCCCUCUAUUGGUCUGGAGAAUGUUAGAGCACACAUAGAAGCCUUUGCUAAAUUCACCCAACAAGGCUUGAAUGAUGGCCAACAAAACCUGCUGUGACUGAGCACUGAAAUGUCUCUAAUAAGAAAAGCUGUCCUCCAAAAUAAAAUGGCCUUGGACAAUACUAUUCCCCGUAAGAAAGCACCUGUGCCCUUUAUCCAAACAGAAUGUUGUGUGUCAUGCCUGGUAAGUCUGCUUCACAUGAGAACGCAAGUGAAUACCCUGAGUAAUCCAACUCCCAGCCUAGGGGACUUAUAAAUCGGUGGUUUGUAUCAUGAGGAUCUUAGUGGAAAAGACUGUUAUUUAUUUUAGGAAUCAUUAUCUUAAGCUGUGUUUUCUCUUACAUGUGUCUAUACUGUUGUUUUGGCAUCUGCUUCCAAUGCAGCCAAAUAGCCACUAAAUGAGCCACACUGAAGCUGGGGAAGCCCCUUGCUAACCACUCAGGGCACAUUGCAAAAGAGGGAAACAAAUAAGAUUGUAAGGUGGAUGUGGAGUAUAACAACGAAGCAAAACUGAAGGAACAAAAUAGCAGCAGAC
This is a messenger RNA of Manis javanica (Malayan pangolin), 4038 nucleotides long. Lineage: Eukaryota; Metazoa; Chordata; Mammalia; Pholidota; Manidae. The record is from RefSeq and is a predicted model, not a curated record.